This is a messenger RNA of Talaromyces rugulosus, 1953 nucleotides long. RefSeq lists its product as uncharacterized. Gene Ontology annotation, molecular function: zinc ion binding; DNA-binding transcription factor activity, RNA polymerase II-specific; RNA polymerase II cis-regulatory region sequence-specific DNA binding. Gene Ontology annotation, biological process: positive regulation of transcription from RNA polymerase II promoter by galactose; DNA-templated transcription. The record is from RefSeq and is a predicted model, not a curated record. Gene Ontology annotation, cellular component: nucleus. Bases 1 to 1953 code for a protein of 650 amino acids. NCBI's taxonomy places the organism in Eukaryota, Fungi, Ascomycota, Eurotiomycetes, Eurotiales, Trichocomaceae. The transcript has 4 exons.
AUGCAAUGGGCAACAACCGUGUCGUCGGUGUGGGAAUCUGGAUUUGACUUGGAUAUAACAAGUCUGAGAUCCCAGAUCACUUCACUUCAGGUAGAAUUAGAAGCUGUAUCCGCACAAUUGAAGCAAGCCACAGAACAUCGAGAUUCCGAAUCCAAGAAUGAGCACGAUACUCCUGGAUCUGGGGAGAGGCAGGGUCCCGCGCCUAUCAUGAAUUCAGAUACAAGCAGUGCCCCGCAUCGAAAAGAUUGCCUAUACCACGGUCCUGCAGGCACUGCUUUCACAUUUGAUAUUGCGCGAGGCAAUUUGCAAUCCAUGGGGCUAAUGACUGAGUCAACCGGCGACGAUAACCCCCUUGACUACUAUUCAGCGGAUGACGAUCCUGAAGUACCGCAACAUAUACGAAACCCUCUCGGUCUCAUUUCAUGGGAAGAAGCGCUACGCUUGUGCAAGGUGUUUGCAGAAGAGACCAAUAUCAUGUAUCCUCUUCUGGACAUGGAUAAGAUUAUGAACCACAUUGAAGCUCUCAGAACAGUCGAGGAUGCGAAGGGAAGCUGGAUGAGCGCGGGUGAUGACAAAGAUAUCAUCGUACUUGUGAUAGCAAUAUCUCUGAUGAGAGAGAGCGCCGGAGAGAGCGAGCUGGGUAGGUCAUUAUUCCAUUCGAUCAGGAAUAAUUUGGAAAAGAAGAUAUGGGCCCCAAUAUCUCUCACAAGUAUCAGUACUCUUGUUUUAGCAGCUCGGUAUCAUUUCUAUGCAGAUGAAGACGAAAGACUGGCUUGGCGCACUGUCGGCAUUGCCGCGAGACAAUGUCUUGAGCUGGGACUACAUCAUACGCAGGGAUACUCAAAGUUCGAUGAAGAAAACUCUCGAUCUGCCCUGGUCCUAUUCUGGUCGGUUUUUGCCUUGGAUCGCCGUUGGAGCUUUGGCACUGGGUUACCCUUUUCGAUAUAUGAAGACGAUAUUGACCCUUCUCUUCCGGAGCCGUUAGAUGCCAACGUUUUUCACCAGGACGAUUCCUAUAUCUAUCUCAAGGCUAUGAUUCCAUACUGUCGAAUUAGUUCCAAAGUCUGGUAUUCCGGUCUUGGAACAGGGGAAAUCUCGAAACUACGAAGGGAUUGCAUGGAAAAUCUCGAUUCACAGGUCCUCCAAUGGUACGAACGGUUGCCAGAAUCUCUCAAGUGCCCGAACCCAUACAGCGUCAUGGUUGGACUCAAUACGGUUCCCAGACAACUCCAAAUCCAAAUGUAUGUCCGGGGAAAUAUCAUGCGCAUCUUGAUCUAUCGGCCUAUUCUCUAUGGAUACGCCAAUAUCACGCAGAAUAUGCCACAGGCAGUGUUAUGUGUGCACCUUGCAAAAGACACAAUUCGUGUCCUAUAUCAGACGCAUAAAGCUACCAAUUCUUACAAAACUCAGCAGACGCUGUUCAAUUUUUUUGUGCUGUCUUCUUUGGCAAUUAUCUUUUUGGCAUGUUUUCAUGAUCCGGCGGACUUUUGUGCCUGUGUUCAAGAGGAGGUCUUUAUGGCUCUCGAGAUCGUCAAGGUCUUGAACACCAAGUCGAGAGUUGCAAAACGACUGUGGAAAGCCGUUCAAGAUCUCCGGGAGGUUGGUGAGAGGCUCGGUGUCCUAUCUCCUGUCAAGAGAUAUCAAACCUCAAGAGCAACUACACCUCAUAACGCUGAUAUUCAGCCACAACAUCUUCCUGUAGAGGGCAAGGACGAGGCCGAUGUUCCAAUGACCGGGACUGGAAUGAGUGCCGAACUGACCAAUCUGCUGGAGGAAAUUGGGAUGUAUCUCCCUCGCACAACUGUUCACUCCGACCAGGGUAAUAAUAAUGAGAGUAAUGAAUUUGAAAGCCGCCUCACUGAGAAACCGUCGUGGGAACAUUCUACCGCGCCUGAGUGGAGUAACGCGAACGAACUAUCUGAGGCACUGAAUCCACUAUUCUGGAAUACGUGA